Porites evermanni is the source of this 1053-nucleotide messenger RNA. The record is from the annotation of a GenBank genome assembly. Lineage: Eukaryota; Metazoa; Cnidaria; Anthozoa; Scleractinia; Poritidae.
AUGGGUAAAGUUGGCGUUUGGAAGGCAUCUUAUUAUUGUAAUAGGACCAAAACAUGGAUCUAUGGCCGUUUGGUAAUCUACACUCGUUGUAUUCGCUUUUUGGAAGAAAAAGACGGAAGAAAUUGCGUCGAUUUUCGAAUAUACUAUGAGGAUUUCUUCGAGCUAAAAAAAGAAACUACAUCCAUAUUUUACGCGGCUAUAUCAGUCCGUGUUAACACUGAUAAAUAUUGGUUCUCGUCGUUUUCUGAUCGUGGAUAUGUUUUUAAUACAAUCGAACAUUUUUGGAAGGAAAGGUUAUUUGCGAGGUGCGUAGAAAUAAUUAUUCCAACCUCUACAUGUACAUGACACAAAAUACGAAUCAAUUUCAUGACGUAAUCAAUACUUUUGUAUGGGAAUCCCUUAUUUACUUUUACCAAAAAAUGCUCUUUCAUUUAAUCUUUCAGCUCUGAUGGUGAGGAACCACCUAACUCUAAACUCCUCAAUAUCCUAUACGAUGCACAGAGUACACUAACUUCGGCUGGGAAGACUGUGCACAAACAGGGGCAGCAAAUUGAUGCGGCUUGUUCCAAUAUAAACAAGAUUCACAAUGACCUGAGCGUGGCAGAGACUUUAAUUUACAAUCUAGAUUCCUGGUUAAACAAAUGGAACGUUGAAACUCCACAUGUGCACAUUGAUGUUCCAGAAAACAAUGCAAUGCUAAAGAAGUCUGAAUUUCCCAUUGUUUAUGCCAGGACACAGAAAGAAAAGCACUUACCCGGUAGUUUAGUUCUAUCAAAUGAAUCAGUGGAUAUUUUAACUGCGGAAAGAAAUUUUGAUAUCAGUUUUACUCUGAGGGAAAUCACUGAAAUCAGUGUUCACACACCAUGGGAGAUGACCAUAUUGCAGCUUAGGAUUGGUCAGACUGGGCAGUCUGUGCAUCUGAUAGCAGCACGGUUAGUGCACAUUCUUCAAACACUUGAGGUCAUGUUGCCUGGGAAGGUGAACUAUGAGGAUCCACUAGGUGAAUUUGAAGAAGAUGCUGAGGAGAAGUUAGAUGGACUUACUAUGCAAGGU